AUGGUGUUAUUCGAAUCGAUAAACAAGCUCACCAACCCCCGCAUCCUAGCGGGUGGUAGAAGAAGACAUUUGUUCAUCCCUCCAUCCACACAAACCCCGCUUUUCAGCUAUGGAGAGGGCGAGGACCAGAGGUCGUUUCUCUCGUUAAUUGAAUCUGGUUCCGUGAUAGCAGACCAGGAAGACGACGUUAGUGAUGCCGCCAGUGUAAGCACUUCGAGGUCGCUUCCUUCCACUUUAAACUCGGUACACACAAACGAAGACCAGGAGUCGUUCCACAGCUGGUUGCUUGAAACCCACCAGAGAAGAUACAACUCGGAGUCCGAGAACAACAGCGAAGGCUCGGCAUCCUUGAACGACCUCGCAUCAUCACAGCAUACUUCUGGCUCCUUAUCGAGCUCCUUCAACGAAUGGGAAGAUUUUGAGAACUUAAAGACAAACUACAUCAUUGAGUCCAAAGUGUUACUUAAAUACUCCAUACCCUUGGUCAUUACCUUCGUAUUGGAACAUUUCUUCUCGAUUGUCUGCUUGUUGGUAGUAGGGCAUUUGGGUAAGAACGCAUUGGCUGCCGUAUCCUUGGGCACCAUGCUCUCGACUAUUACAUUCGCAAUCUUUGAGGGCAUUGCCACAGCCUUGGACACGUUGUGUCCACAAGCAUAUGGGGCUGGAAACUAUGAUUUGAUGAGUCUUACGGUCCAGAGGUGUACUGUGUUCUCGUGGGUUAUUUUCAUCCCCUGUGGAUUAUUGUGGUGGUUUUCGUCUUUCUACUUGAAGUACAUUAUAGACAAUGAAGAGGUGUUGGAAUUGACUUCCAUCUUCUUGAAAAUCUUGAUUGCUGGAGCUCCUGGUUACAUCUUCUUUGAGAAUGCCAAAAGAUUUCUUCAAGCGCAGGGUAUUUUUGAGGCAGGAACAGGAGUUUUGAUCCUCACGGCACCCAUCAACAUCUUCCUUUCGUGGUUUCUUGUAUGGAAUGAAACGUUUGGAAUUGGGUACAUUGGCGCGCCAAUCGCAACAGUGAUCAACUUCUGGCUCAUGGCUAUCUUCUUGGUUCUCUAUGUCCGGUAUAUUGACGGGGACAAGUGCUGGUUUGGAAUUGCGCCCACAUCCAGUCUUUUUGAGGAGUGGAAAGAGUUAUCCCACUUGGCCAUCCCGGGUAUUGUUAUGUUGGAAUCAGAAUAUUUGGCAUAUGAGAUCAUGACCUUGUUUGCGUCCUAUUUCGGGACCACCGAACUUGCUGCCCAAAGCACGGUAUCCAGUAUUGCGUCCUUGACGUACAUGGUUCCGUUUGCUGUGAGUAUUGCCUCAUCCACAAGAAUUGCCAAUUUUAUUGGAGGCCAAAACAUCCAUGCUGCGAAGUGUGCCACCAACACCGGGCUAUUUGCGGCAUUAAUCGUUGCGUCGUGUAACUGCUUGGUAUUAUUUACGUUCAAGCAAGAAAUCGCUCAACUCUUCAGUUCCGACGAGGAAGUCACUGCCCUUAUUGUGCAACUUUUCAACCCAUUAGUGUCUAUCAUUCAAAUCUUUGACGGAAUUGCCUCGGUUGCGGGAGGCAUUUUGAGGGCUCAGGGGUCCCAGAAAAUAGGAGGCAUUAUCAAUUUCGUUGCUUACUAUGCAUUUGCACUUCCGCUUGCCAUGCUUCUCAGCAAGGUAGGAAACCUUGGCCUCGAGGGAUUGUGGCUAGGUGUUGGCAGUGGAAUGAUUUUGAUAGGACUCAGUGAGACAGUAGUGAUCUUGUCCAGUGACUGGGACCACAUCAUGCUCAAAGCCGGUCUCCGUAACGAGAUCUCGGAUGAAGAAUCAAUCUGA
Suhomyces tanzawaensis NRRL Y-17324 is the source of this 1803-nucleotide messenger RNA. RefSeq lists its product as uncharacterized. Gene Ontology annotation, biological process: xenobiotic detoxification by transmembrane export across the plasma membrane. The record is from RefSeq and is a predicted model, not a curated record. Gene Ontology annotation, molecular function: antiporter activity; xenobiotic transmembrane transporter activity. Bases 1 to 1803 code for a protein of 600 amino acids. The transcript has a single exon. Lineage: Eukaryota; Fungi; Ascomycota; Pichiomycetes; Serinales; Debaryomycetaceae. Gene Ontology annotation, cellular component: membrane.